This is a messenger RNA of Coccidioides immitis RS, 861 nucleotides long. RefSeq lists its product as uncharacterized. Lineage: Eukaryota; Fungi; Ascomycota; Eurotiomycetes; Onygenales; Onygenaceae. The record is from RefSeq and is a predicted model, not a curated record. Bases 1 to 861 code for a protein of 286 amino acids. The transcript is spliced from 2 exons.
AUGGACAUUGACAGCUUACUUGACUUGGAGGAGACCUUCUACGCCGAGGGGUACGAGCUCGGAUUUAAGGACGGAGAAGUCGCCGGCUACAACGAAGGAUGCGUAUUCGCGGUUGAAAAUGGAUUUGAAAAAUUUCAAGAGAUGGGAAGACUAUACGGCAAGGGAAUAAUUUGGGCGAAGCGAUUACCCGGGAAUCAUGGCUUGUUACACGCUUCCAAGAGCUUGAAUGGCGCUGCUGAGGGCGCUGAAGCAGUCUCCACGAAUACCCCUGAUCGUGAUGAUGUCCACCUCCCUGACCUACCUCCCAACCCCCGACUAGAGAAGCAUCUCGCGGCGUUUCUUUCCCUGGUGGAUCCUUUGACGCUUUCGAUGGAAAAUGCAGAAGAAGCGGUCGCUGAAUUCGAUGAAAGGCUGAAAAAAGCAACUGCCAAAGCCAAAAUUAUAGAGAAGCUACUGGGGGAAACGAGAUAUUGGAGCGCUUCCGCCGAGAAUAAUACAAGAAGACUGAGUCUCCUUUUCGCCAAUCUUUAUUCACGAGUGCCCUUGCAACCUUUGCCGGCCUUCCGGGUCUACUCUAAGACGUCGCUUGGAUGCAAAGUGGAAGACACCCGUAACCGGCUGGGUAGAAUGACGAAUGGACCUACCAUUAUUCUCUUCGAGGGAAGUAUGCGCAGCCGCAAGGCCACUAAAGCAUUUCUGCCCGGGAAUGUGCAUGCGUAUAUGCAUAUUCCACCUGUGGCAAACAAGCAUAUACGGAAACGGAAUUCGGGAAAAUUACGGGAAUUCUUACUCCUGAAGAAGUGGAGGGGUUCGAGUCUCGGGAAAUAUAGCACUAUGGGCAACUCUCUGACCGGUUGUUAA